GUGUACAUCUCUGUGCGUUUGUAUGAAAGUAUGUUUGAAAGGGUAGGUAUAGAAGUAUGUGUUCCAUUGUGUGCGUUGGGUUAUGUUCGUGCUUACGACCUCACUUAUAUAUUUCAUGUAUAGGCAUAUGCAAGAUGCAUAUUGUAUAGGGUCACACACACACACACACACACACACACACACACGUGUAUGCAUUGUUAGGGUGUCGCAGUUGCAAGGUUUUUUCCAUUUGUAACCAUCAUUAUCUGACAAGAGAACACGGCAUUGCGUGUCUGUGGGUUAUGUAUCUAACAGCGUAGUACAGGUUCAUCAGAGUGUUAAAUUUGUCACGGACUAGGCGUGUGACUUGAUAGCGGGAUGACAUGCGACAAACAUGGGGAAGAAUUACACUGCGAACCAAACUGGCUCUGGAAGAAUUGUUCAAUAUAAUGCUAUGAUCAGUUAUUGACAUUGACCAAAAUACAGGUUAAUAAACUUUAUUUGUAUUUACCAGUGAGCAAAUUGAAUGCAGAAAGAUAACGUUUGAAAUACAUGCUAAGGGCCCACGGUAUAAUUCAGUUGACAGCCAGUAUACAACGGGAAAGUAACUUCAUAUUAAGGAAGGAAUUUUUGAUGACCGAGAAAAUGUGGCUUUGAUGUUUUAUGACACAGCAUUAAUGUCUUAAAAUGAAACAUACCCGGUACUGAGGUCUUAAAGAGUUUUAAGUAAGCUUACACAAUAUAUAAUUGAAAUUUGAAAAUAUAUAAUCGAAAUCAGAUCAACUAGCUACCGGUUGUCACAUAGUGAACGCCAACAUCAAACCAAAAUUGGAAACCGUGAUAAGAUUAUUAAUACAUGCUAUCAUAUGACGCUCCUAAACUUGUGACUCCGUGAUGAGCUGGUGAAACCCAUUCAAUUUAUGUCCAAUUCACUGAGAGGAUGGGUCAACUUUCAGUCGCAACGCUAGUCUCAUGGCUGCUGAUUUCCAUUGCCUUGAAGGAAAUCAACGCGUUGCCCAAGGGGUGCUCGCAAUUAGAAUGGGUAGACUCACCGAGUGUUCAAUGUACCGAAGCAAUCUCUUCAGCCGAUCUACACCAAAUCCCAGCCGACGUUACGAGCCUCUCAAUCACAAAACUUUCAGAUGAUGCCGGAUUUGAAGGCAUGACCGCUUUCAACAGGUUCUCCAAGCUUACCCAUUUGGAGAUUUAUGAAGGCAAUGUGAAAGAGAUCAUUUCUGGAGCGUUCUAUGACAUGCGCUCGUUGGAUAGUUUAACCCUCGGGAUGAUGCACAUUUCGAAAGUAGUUGAUGGUGCUUUCCGGGGCCUGUCCAACUUGAAGCGUUUGACCAUCUCCCAAAACAGCUUUGAAGUGACGUCAAGUUUGUUUCAGGAUCUCGUCAAGCUUGAAUUGCUUUACUUGAUGGAGAACGAUAUUAAGCAACUCCCAGGGGAUGCCCUCCGAUCCCUAAAACAGCUAGAUACCCUAAACCUACACGGAAACGCUCUUAAAGACAUUUCACCAGACGUCUUGCGCGGCUUGACCAAUCUCAAGUAUUUAGAACUCGCUACAAACAAGCUGACUAGCAUUCCGGCCGGACUUUUUCAAGAUCUUUCACAACUGCAUAUCUUGACACUUUUUCAUAACGAUUUGUCUAAUUUACCCCAGAACAUUUUUGCCGGAUUGCGGAGACUGAGAAUUUUAGAUUUGAAUUCAAAUAAACUGACUUCAAUCCCAUCUUCCAUGUUCAGCGGCCUGCUGAAUCUCGCGGAAAUUCGUCUCCAUAACAACAGCCUGACGUCACUUCCGGAGGAUGCAUUCCACGGUGCAUUCCAUGGAUUGCCAAGUUUGAUGCUGGUCAAUUUACAAGGAAACCAACUUAAAACUUUGCCAGACGAAAUCUUUAAAACUCUCCCCGAGUUUUCAACUCUCUAUGUAAAUGAUAAUCAGUUCACCGACCUCGGAUUCGUGCAAAAUAUCGCCAAACUCACAACUCUAGACAUUUCAAAUAAUCCGUUGACAAAGCAAGGACUUUUGAAACUCUCUAAUCAGAAGAAAUUAAAGUUCUUAACCAUGAACAAGAUCGGUUUUCAGCUAACCAAGGACAUAUUUCAAGCUUUUAAGUCUACCUCCAUCGAACAUUGGGACGUUGGUGAUAACAAUAUAGGCAAAAUAGAGAGCGAAACCUUCACGGGGUUUGAAAGUCUACGAGAACUCAAAAUGUAUCGCACCCGGCUCACGUACGUCAGUCCAACAGCCUUCAAAGAUUGCAAGUCGCUGCUCUAUGUAGAUCUCUCUGAAAACAAUAUCCAGUAUGUCGCCCCCGACUUCGGGAAACUGAGCACGGUGGUACUCCACGGAAACCCGUUACACUGCAACUGCCGCCUGGCCUGGCUGAAGGACCAUCUGAAUCCCAGUGACAUCGCAACUUGUGCCAGCCCGGAGAACCUAAGCGGCCUUGAGAUCACGUCCUUGCUCGCCGAGAACAUGACUUGCUGGACACCAAAAGUUAACUCCUUCUCCGUUUCGGCCAACGGUCAAGCCGUUUGUAAAGUCUGUGGAGACCCUACACCGCAAAUUAUCAUUGAAGAUGCAGAUGGCAAACAAUCAACGUUUGGCCCAUCAGCCAACCUAUCCUACACUUCGGUUGUGGCUAGUGUAUCCUUAAAGGAUCGUGCCGCCGGCAGAUACGUCUGCAAAGCUCUUAAUUCAGCCCCUAAAAGCAAUGGUCCAGUGACUCUUGCCCUUAUGGUAUCAGAAAAGGACAUUGAGGCAGCAGGUCAAAUAUCCGCGGGCUCUAGUGCGGCUACCAUUGGUGUAUACGUUGCUCUGGUCGUGAUAUUAGUUAUUUUAGUUGGCACAAUAUUGUUUUUAACCCAUGGGCAGAUUAUAUCUAAAAUCAACAGCAUUCGAUCUGCGAAUUCAAAUACGGCGGAAAUGACUAUGAACAAUCCCCUAGCCGAAAGGGGUGAGGCAACCGGCAGUACGUACUAAGCCAUCAACUUUAUACAGGGAAGAGAUAAAAUUUUAUACCAAUAUUGACAGACGUUCACGAGACCAGAUUCAUUUCAAUCAACCGUUUAAACCCUUUUUUUUACUCUAUUUAAUGUAUUCUAUAGGUUCUUACCCGUAUAUGUCAUAGAAAUUGUAUUGAAUGUGACAAUAACUUCAAUUGAUCUUGGUGGCGUACAUUGACUAAUAUUAUUAAACAUUCUCAAAAUCAUUGAAAAUAAGUGGCUCUAGUCUGCUUAAUUCUGGACGUUUAAAGUUCCACUCAUCAUUAUUAUUUCACUUGUUGCUGCCUAUUUUGGUGAUACGGAAUAAGAGAUAGUCCACAGCGCGUGAUAUUAGAUUAACAGUUAUGCGAUACGUGUAAUAUGUGACAAUGGACAAGCUCCACGUACAAACUGCUGGUUGUGUUUAUAUGAAUGCACCCAUUUAUUAUUAUUAGUAGUAGUAAUUAGACGAAUUUAACCUUUGUUUUAGUGCUAUCAGUGCUGUCUAUAUCCAUCUAAAAUCAACUGUCGUAGAGAACAUACUAUGAUCUCCAAUUAACUUUUAUUUUUUGUUGUUAGGAAAUUCACCUCAGAAGUCAUAUGCAGUAGAAUAAAAGAACUUAUUUAUAUAGAAAAUGUGAGGAAAAUACUGUCUUAGCUAUAAAUUAAAUAAUUGUGAAGAAAAGGCAAGUAAAUGUAAGUUUAAUAAUACCUAUCUUUUGUAAUCCCCAAAAUACAAUGUCCGUAAUUUAUGUAUAUAUAUAUAUAUACUCGUAAGUCGAAUGUAUCGAUAGCCGGCACAGUGCAAUAUGAAUUAUGAGCACGCUGAAACUGGAUUUUUUUAAAAA
Lingula anatina is the source of this 3821-nucleotide messenger RNA. RefSeq lists its product as uncharacterized. Gene Ontology annotation, cellular component: plasma membrane. The record is from RefSeq and is a predicted model, not a curated record. Gene Ontology annotation, molecular function: protein binding. Lineage: Eukaryota; Metazoa; Brachiopoda; Lingulata; Lingulida; Lingulidae.